This is a messenger RNA of Meloidogyne enterolobii, 1769 nucleotides long. NCBI's taxonomy places the organism in Eukaryota, Metazoa, Nematoda, Chromadorea, Rhabditida, Meloidogynidae. The record is from the annotation of a GenBank genome assembly.
AAUAUUGAAUGUUGUCUUUAUUCUUCUAAGUUUUUCUAUAUUUUAUCGAGUUUUUAUUUUUUUCUGUUGGUUCGUGACGUUAGUUGGUCUUUCUUGUUCUUUUGUCUUUCAUAUGUACUUUUAAAAGUUUAAUAUUUUGAGCGUCAUUUGUGCUCUUCAUUUCUUUCAUAUUUUUAAGACUAGGUGAGUGCAUAAACAAUUUGAUAUGUGUUAGUGUAUUCACUUUUACUUGAGUAUAAAUUCUUCAUAUUUUUUCUCCCAUCAUUCUUUAAAUCCUCUUAGUUUUAAAUAAAAACUUGUUAAAUUUUCAGACAAUUAAAACGUUUAUUUUCUAUUAUCAAAACAAUUAUGGCUGUUCCUCCCGAUGUUAUCGAGAAGAUCGAGGCUGGGUACAAAAAGUUGCAGGAGGCGCCGGAGUGCAAGUCUCUUCUCAAGAAGUACUUCACUAAGGAAGUUAUGGACCAGUGUAAAGGGCUCAAAACUAAGCUUGGUGCGAACUUGCUUGAUGUGAUCCAGUCUGGAGUUGCGAAUCUUGAUAGCGGUGUUGGUGUUUAUGCGCCUGAUGCUGAGUCUUACACUCUCUUCAAACCGCUUUUUGACCCGAUUAUUCAGGACUACCACAAUGGAUUUGGACCUGACCAGAAGCAGCCGCAAACUGACUUGGGUGAAGGAAAGACUCAGCUUUUGCCUGAUCUGGAUCCUGAGGGUAAAUUCAUCAACUCGACUCGUGUUCGAUGUGGGCGUUCUCUUCAGGGAUAUCCGUUCAAUCCGUGCUUGACUAAAGAGAAUUAUACGGAAAUGCAGGACAAAGUUAAGGGUGUCUUUGAGCAGCUUAAGUCUGAUGCUGAGCUCGGUGGCACCUAUUAUCCUUUGGAGGGAAUGACCAAGGAGGUUCAAACUCAAUUGAUCAAGGAUCACUUCCUCUUCAAAGAAGGAGACCGCUUUUUGCAGGCUGCGAAUGCUUGUCGUUAUUGGCCAACCGGACGUGGUAUCUACCAUAACGACAAGAAGACUUUCCUUGUUUGGGUCAAUGAGGAGGAUCAUCUUCGCAUCAUUUCUAUGCAAAAUGGAGGCAAUGUUGGCCAAGUUCUUGAGCGUUUGAUCAAAGGAGUUAAGGCAAUUGAGACUAAGGUCCCGUUCUCUCGCGAUGAUCGUCUUGGCUGGCUUACUUUUUGCCCUUCGAACUUGGUUUGUUUUGAACAUAUUGUGUCAUUUUUAACGGUUUUUCUCUUUAAGGGAACGACCGUUCGUGCAUCUGUUCAUAUCAGAUUGCCAAAGAUUAGUGCCAAACCGGAAUUCAAGAAGAUCUGUGAUGAGAUGAAGUUGCAAAUUCGUGGGAUUCAUGGUGAGCACUCGGAUUCUGAAGGCGGCGUCUACGACAUUUCUAACAAGGCUCGCCUUGGGCUUACCGAGUUUGAAGCUGUCAAGCAGAUGUACGACGGUGUGAAGAAGUUGAUUGAGCUUGAGAAGGCUGCCUAGAUGAUGGGAAAUAAUGUGCUGCUAUAGGAGUAUAAUUAAUUAUAGGUGAUAAAAUAAGUACUUAAAAUUAUAGUAAAAAAGAUACUCUUGAAUAUAAAAUGUUAAAAUUUUUUCGUGCAUAUUAUUUGUCUUUUUUGUCGAUAUUUGCGAAUAAAUUGCAUAAUUAAAUUGUCUUUCUUUGCUUAUAAGUUUUUUAAGCUUAAAAUGUUUUAUGAGGUAACUAUCGUUUGUGUAGAAGAGUGUUUCAUCCAAAUAAAGAGAUUGGUCUCUCAAGGUUUGUUGAUUUUUUG